Staurois parvus is the source of this 244-nucleotide messenger RNA. The record is from the annotation of a GenBank genome assembly. Lineage: Eukaryota; Metazoa; Chordata; Amphibia; Anura; Ranidae.
GUAGUGCGGCAACAGGGGCGGACUGACCAUUUGGAAACUCGGGCACUGCCCGAGGGCCCGGGGUCAGUAGGGGGCCCCAUGAGAUGCCCCUGGUACCUUUUUCAUAGGCUUUUUUGAGUUUGGGCACAGACACAGAGGCCCCAUGAUCCCCUAUUGCCCGGGGGCCCCAUGAGUUGUCAGUCCACCCCUGCUACAUGCACACAUGAACUCUUGUAGAUGUUUAGCUCUCUCCUGGUAGCAGAAA